AUGAAUGAUUCGCUUACAAAACUUUUAGAUCUUGCCCGCGGAGCGCUACCAGAACUGACAGACUGUUACUUUUUCCUAAUUGGACGUCAUGGUAGUGGAAAAUCUUCAUUAAUAGCAAAUUUUUCACCAGAAGUUAAAGAAUUACAAUCUCGAUCGACAUUUGGCUAUGAAUACACCGACUUUGUUCAUGAUAACAAAUAUCUAAUACACAUAUACGAAUUUAAUGAUACAGCCUAUAAUAAUUUAUUAUUUGAUUUAAUUAAAGAGAAUAUCGACAAAUCAUGCAUUAUUUUUACAUUCGAUAUCAAUCAUCCGACUACUAUUUCAACAGAUGUUACUAAUAUAAUUGCUCCACUUUAUACUUCACUGAAUCAAUUUUUCGAAAAUACGACAAGACAAAAAGAUCUUGAAAAAUACUAUUCUACAAUAUGUUCGAAAGAUCCUAUUAACCAUUCCCAAAGCACUAUGAAGAUAAAUACAUAUGUUCCUACUGUUUUUGUUGGGACAUUCGACGAAUCUCUUGAAGAUUUAUCAGAUCCGAAGUUCGAUGGCUACAUGAACUAUCUCAGAGAAGCAGCCAUUCCUUAUGGUGCAUCAAUUACACUAUCAAAAUCUAAGAUUGCGCUUGAGUUGUUCAUUUAUUUGUCUUUGAGAGAACAAAUUUCAGAAUUUUAUUGGGACAAAGUAUGCGAAAGAACUAAUUAUUUCAUCCCCCCUGCAUGGGAUAGCAUAGAGAAAGUGGAAGCUGUAGAAAAGGAAGUAAUUGAAGAAGCAGAAAAAGAAAUUCAUGAAUCAGAUGAAAUUAAAGUGCAAGAUUAUAAUAGUUUCUUAUCUGAAUUGGCAAAGAAUGGACAUAUCUUCUCAACAACGUCGAGAAAGAAGUUUAUGUCCCCUGAAAAACUUUCUUCUGCUGGUCAAGAUGACUAUUUAAAGCAAUUUAUGUGA
This is a messenger RNA of Trichomonas vaginalis G3, 945 nucleotides long. Its product is annotated as dynein light intermediate chain family. NCBI's taxonomy places the organism in Eukaryota, Parabasalia, Trichomonadida, Trichomonadidae. The record is from RefSeq and is a predicted model, not a curated record. Gene Ontology annotation, molecular function: dynein heavy chain binding. The transcript has a single exon. Gene Ontology annotation, cellular component: cytoplasmic dynein complex; centrosome. The coding region runs from base 1 to 945 and encodes 314 amino acids. Gene Ontology annotation, biological process: microtubule-based movement; microtubule cytoskeleton organization.